Molecule: messenger RNA, 2534 nt
Organism: Physeter macrocephalus (sperm whale)
Lineage: Eukaryota; Metazoa; Chordata; Mammalia; Artiodactyla; Physeteridae
Gene: FAM161B
Product: FAM161 centrosomal protein B
Exons: 10
Coding region: 31-1914 (627 amino acids)
Biological process (GO): cilium organization
Cellular component (GO): cilium
Source: RefSeq, a predicted model, not a curated record
CGCCGUUUCUGUCUCUUCCCCGCUAAGAAGAUGACCGUGGGGAGGUCUGCGGGAGCCUCCGGCGGCGCUCAGUGGAGCCGUCAGAUACUUCCCCCCAAGUCCUCCUCAGACACAGAGGCAGAAGAGGAGCUGUGUGGGGAUGGGCUGGUUUUGCCCAGGGCUGGCAAACUCAGUGAGUUCAUCAGCCCAGAGGAGGAGACAGAUUCUACUUCUGACUCAACUGCGAGUUUUUACGAGACCCUGCAGGCACUAAGGCAGAAAGGCAGGUGGUGCCUGUUGGAAUCCCUUAAUCUGUCUGACCCAGACAGUGAUGAAAGCCUCUCUGAAGAUGAUGAGGACCUGGAGAGUUUCUUCCAAGACAAAGGCAGGGGGAAGCCACAGGUGCAGUCCCCCCCAUCUCCGAGGUGUGGCUCCAUGAGGCGCUGCAGCUCCUUGAGCAACCUGCCCUCCGAUCUUCCCAAGGCUCAGCCUCAGCCACCCUCCAGCUCCAGGCCUCCCUCCCAGCACAGAAGCAUCAGCUCCUGGGCAUCAUCCAUCACUGUCCCUCAGCCGUUCCGCAUGACGCUGCGCGAGGCCGGGAAGAAGGCCCAGUGGCUGGCCUCCCCUGCCUCCUUUGAGCAUGAGAGGCAGCAGGCCCAGAAGCAGGGCCAGGAGGAGGCCGAGUGCCACCGGCAGUUCCGGGCACAGCCUGUGCCUGCACACGUCUACCUGCCCCUCUACCAGGAGAUCAUGGAGCGCAGCGAGGCACGCAGGCGGGCAGGGAUCCAGAAGAGGAAGGAACUGCUCCUCUCUUCCUUGAAGCCCUUCAGCUUCCUGGGGAAGGACGAGCAGCGAAAGAAAGCCAUUCAACAGAGGGACCUGGUCACCACAGCUAAGGCCAAAGUCCCCAAGCAGAAGGCCACCGGGAGGAUCCCCAAGUCCAUUCUGGAGCCAGCCCUCGGGGACAAACUCCAGGAAGCUGAGCUCUUGAGGAAAAUUCGCAUCCAGAUGAGAGCCCUGGACAUGCUCCAGAUGGCCUCCUCCCCCAUUGCCUCCUCCAGUGGCCGGGCUGACUCACAGCCUCGAAUAGCCACCCGGACCCGGGAGGAGAAGCUUGGGUUUCUGCACACUGACUUUGGAUUCCAGCCUCGGGUGAAUCCUGCCGUCCCUGACUAUGAAGAACUUUACAAGGCCUUCCAGAAAAGAGCUGCCAAGAGAAGAGACACCCAGGAGGUGACUCGCAACAAGCCCUUCUUGCUGAGAACCGCCUGUCUGCGUCAUACUCCUCGGCCCUGUGAUGCUGCCGCCUCUGAAGGGAGGAGGGAAUCUCCACAGCCACCCAGCACACCCCUACCAAGGAGUCGUUCUCUGAGUGGCCUUGCUUCCCUCUCUGCCAACACCCUCCCUGUGCACAUCACAGAUGCCACCAGGAAGAGAGAAUCUGCAGUCAGAAGUUCACUUGAGAAAAAGGACAAAGCAGAUCAAAGUACUCAGUGGUCGGAGAUGCACAAAAAGAAGUGUCAGGCGAUAUCUAAAUCUGUGACCUUGCGUGCAAAAGCCAUGGAUCCCCAUAAAAGCCUGGAGGAGGUGUUCAAAGCAAAGCUGAAAGAGAAUCGGAACAAUGACCGUAAAAGAGCAAAAGAGUAUAUGAAAGAAUUGGAGGAAAUGAAGAAGAGAAUACAAAUACGGCCCUAUCUCUUCGAACAAGUUACUAAGGACCUUGCCAGGAAGGAAGCAGAACAACGGUAUCGAGACACCCUGAAGCAUGCUGGGCUGGAUGAAGACUUUGUGAGGAACAAGGGUCAGGGCAACCGGGCUUUACAAUGGAAGGAGCAAUCAGAAGUCCGUGAUUGUCCCAGAGCAUAUUUACAGGAGUCCAAUGAGAAGUGCAUCAGCGGAUUCUUACAGGUAGUCUGUGUUAUUGUGUCUGCCUGAGGCUGUGAGUGAGCAUCUCCCAGACAAGGACACUCGGAAGCCAGCUACAGGUUCAAGAGAACAAAUGUGCUAUUACUGUACUUUCUGCAUACACAAAUCUGACCAUGGCAUACCCCAUUUAAAACCAUGCAGUGGCUCCCCAGUGCCCCCAGGAUAAAAUCAUGUCCUAUAAGGCCCUUAAAGAGAAGAACCAGCUUGUCUUUCCUGCUCUCAUUUUUCCAUCCCACACCAAUCUCUCCAUUCCAUGUCCAUCACACUCAACCCUUUGUGGUUCCAUAGUAAGGCAUGCUCCCUCUCCUUUGUACACAUUGCUACCUUUAGGCCUGUUAAAUUUCUUCCAAUCCCUCCCACUUCUCCAUCAAGAUGAUUGCUAUUCAUCCCUCAGGUCUCAACUUAAACUCUAAAACUUAUUCCCUGACUUCCCCCAAGACUAGCACUACUACCCUGUAUAAAAAUUGCCAGUUCAUUGACCUGUUGCCCUUCCCAUUCUAAACUCUCUGUACAGCACAACUCCAGGGGCACCAUUUAUAUAGCUAUGGAGUUAUAAAAGGCAGAGGUCCUAACUCUGACUCUAAGCUCUUUGAGACAGAGAUUAUAUUUUGUUUACUACUGUAUAACUA